This is a messenger RNA of Temnothorax curvispinosus, 1263 nucleotides long. RefSeq lists its product as uncharacterized. Lineage: Eukaryota; Metazoa; Arthropoda; Insecta; Hymenoptera; Formicidae. The coding region runs from base 1 to 1263 and encodes 420 amino acids. Gene Ontology annotation, cellular component: extrinsic component of mitochondrial inner membrane. The transcript is spliced from 2 exons. The record is from RefSeq and is a predicted model, not a curated record.
AUGGAAUCAGAAGCGAGAAAUCAAAAUAACGAUUAUAACAAGUUUUUCUACGCGACCAUGUGUCACGUUUGCAAGCGGUUUGGCGACGACGUCUCUUUGAAGCGAUGCAGUAACUGCAAGAUGAUCUCCUAUUGUGGUCAGGAACAUCAGAAGGAACACUGGAAGCAACACAAAUCUUUGUGCAAAGUCAUACAGGACGUGCUGCAAGACUACAGCAUGGAUGAUCGCGGUGAAACUAUAGAGGAAUGGGCCGCUAAGAAGUUGACCUUCGCGAAGCUAGUGUCGUCCAGGUUGGGACGUCGCCUGAAUGCGGAUGAGAUACAAAUGGUCUGUUUUCCAAGGGAGUGCCUAGUUUGCCACGAACGGAACAUCAAGUCGUUGGAGAGUUGUCAGAAGUGUACUGCCAUCUUUUGUCAAAAUCACAAAGACGGCAUUGAUCACAGGAAUAUCUGCGCUCCCCUGGAACUAGGUCUUCGUACAGAUUUAUUUUUUAUAGAAAAGGGAAACAAACCUCCGGAUAGUUAUUUGCAACAUGUUUCCUGCACGAGUACAUUUCAGAACAUAAAAGACUUUAUAAAGACUUUUGGAAAUAUUCAGACUCACUCGGAGAUGUUGUACAAUGUCUUGGCAGGCAAAUACUCAGAAUAUCUAACACGUCCCUUGACGUUGUUUCAUGCUAUGCGAUUAUUGAACUAUGUCCCAAAAAGCAAAGCUAUAGUCGUUCAUGUUAUAGGUGCGAAUUGCGUCGAAGAAGAUACCUUGAUGGGAUGGGAAGUUUUGCCGCGUUUAAUAGGGACCGCAAUGCCAGUGACGAUUAUAAUGAUUGGGCCGGAAUUAACACGUAAAUUAAAUCCGUUACAUGAUAGCGAUAACUUUAUGUCACGAAAGAAAAAAUGUUUGACGUUUGAGUUUCACGAUGUGUUAUACGAGAACUAUGUAAACAGUCCGUCAUUCGUAAAACCGGACUUGGUUGUAGGGUUUAACCUGUGUAUUCACAAGCAUGAACUUGGGUCCAGUGAGGAAACGUGGGCGCCGUCCAUGAAGUUGAUAGCGAAACAAAAUUGUCCGUUUGUUUUAACGUCUUUGACGCUAUAUGCAUUUAAGAAGGAGACAGACAGAAUAAACACAAUCCUGGAUAGAGAAGUAGAUUAUCUGUAUAGCGGAAAGAAUCUAUUCGCUAGUUUAAGAGCAUAUAGAAUCAUGGGCAGGGAAUACGUUGCAGGCUUCAGCCUCACGCGGAUACCAGAUGAGUUAAGCUGGUAG